Camellia sinensis is the source of this 819-nucleotide messenger RNA. Its product is annotated as 3'-5' exonuclease. Lineage: Eukaryota; Viridiplantae; Streptophyta; Magnoliopsida; Ericales; Theaceae. The record is from RefSeq and is a predicted model, not a curated record. Gene Ontology annotation, molecular function: 3'-5' exonuclease activity; nucleic acid binding. Gene Ontology annotation, cellular component: nucleus; cytoplasm. Gene Ontology annotation, biological process: nucleobase-containing compound metabolic process.
AAAAAAAAAAAAAAAAAAUGUACACACUCACCACAUCAUCCAUAACCUUCAACCCUUCUACCUCAAAAUACAAUGUCUACUUUGCUGGAAAAACAAUUGAAACUACUGUCACCGACAAAGCCGCCACUGCUGACGAAUGGGUACAUGAAAUCUUAUCCAAAUAUUCCUCAAAACCAAUGGUUGUUGGCUUAGACAUUGAAUGGAGGCCUCACCCAAUUCGAUCCAUGAGCAACAAAUCAGCCACUCUUCAACUCUGCGUUGAUUCCAAGUGCCUAAUCAUUCAACUCUUCUACGUAGAUGAAAUCCCUCAAUCUCUCAAGACUUUUCUUUCUGACACUAACUUCACUUUUGUGGGGAUUGAGGUUUCUGACGACGCAGCGAAGCUAAAAAAUGAGUAUGGGUUGGAGUGUGGCAAGUGUGAAGAUAUUCGAGAGGCGGCGAAGAGGCGGUGGCCAGGGAGGUUUCGGAGGCCAGGGUUAAAGGAUUUGGCUUUGGAGGUGGUGGGUUUGAAUAUGAAGAAGCCGAAGCAUGUUUCAAUGAGUAAUUGGGAGGCAAGAGUGCUUAAUGAAAGUCAGGUUGAGUAUGCUUGCAUUGAUGCUUAUGCUUCUUAUAGGAUUGGGUAUGAAUUGAUGAUGGAUAAUUAGUUUGGUUUUGCUUGAAGUUCACAGUGAUUUGGUCUGUCAGUUGACUACAGUUUUUUUGUGUUUUUGGGGUGUCUUUGUACCAGUUUUAGUUGGAGUUGUUGUGGAAGAUGUUCUGAUCUGAAGAAUGUCUGAAUUUAAGCUGUUUUCUAUUUAAAUAAAGACACCAUCUUUGUCA